This is a messenger RNA of Dujonia railenensis, 1479 nucleotides long. Lineage: Eukaryota; Fungi; Ascomycota; Pichiomycetes; Serinales; Debaryomycetaceae. The record is from the annotation of a GenBank genome assembly.
AUGAUUGAAUCACUUAGUAGAAGAAGAAUCUUCACUGAAAAUUCCGAAUAUGAUACAAGUUACAUCCUUGUAUUUACCAUUGCAUCCUCUAUGAUCUGGAUCAUGGUGCCCGGUUUGGCGUUUCUUUACUCGGGUCUUGCAAGAAGAAAGCAUGCCUUAUCUAUGGUUUGGAUCGUUUUCGUGAGUUCCUUUAUCGGAUGCUUCCAAUGGUACUUUUGGGGUUACUCUAUAGCGUUCUCCAACACACUGUCCAACAACUUUAUUGGAAACUUGCACUUUUUCGGGUUCAAGAACUUAUUAGGUAAAUUGACAGACGAGCUGACUUAUCCUCAGAUUUCAUUUGCGCUUUUCCAACUUCAAUUCAUGUUGGUUACGUUGGCAAUUUUGGCUGGUGGUUGUGUUGCAGAAAGAGGUAGAUUCUUGCCAUGUAUGGUAUUUUUAUUCAUUUGGGCCACCAUUGUGUAUUGUCCAGUAGUCUUUUGGAUCUGGGGUGGUGGUUGGGCCGCCCAAUAUGGUGUUUUGGAUUAUGCUGGUGGAGGUCCUGUGGAAAUCUUGUCAGGUAUUUCUGCUUUCGUCUACAGUGCCUUCCUUGGAAGAAGAAAUGAAACAUUGAUGAUCAACUACAGACCACACAACAUCUCCACCAUUUUCUUAGGUACUUCGCUACUUUACGUUGGGUGGUUAUUUUUCAAUGGUUUCUCAUGUGGUAACGCUUCUUUGAAGGUGCCGUACUCGAUGAUGAACACUCACUUGUGUGGUGCAUUUGGAGGAAUCACAUGGUGUUUAUUAGAUUUCAGAUUGGAAAAGAAAUGGUCUAUGGUUGCACUUUGUUCUGGAUGUAUUUCAGGAUUGGUUGCUGCUACCCCUUCAUCAGGAAUGAUCCCAUUGUGGGCUUCUGUAAUUUUGGGAAUCGUAGCCGGUGCCAUUUGUAAUUUCUCCACUCAAAUCAAGUACUUGUGUAGAGUUGACGACUCUCUAGAUGUUUGGGCGGAGCACGGAAUGGCAGGUGUUAUUGGCUUAUUGUUCAAUGCUUUACUUGGCCUGAGAACCGUCAUUGGAUACGAUGGUGUCACUGAUCACGACGGUGGAUGGUUAGACCAUAAUUGGAAGCAGUUGUACAUUCAGGUUGCGUACAUUUUAGCAUGUAUGGCUUAUGCUGGUGGUGUAACUGCAGUUAUUUGCUUUGUUAUCGACAAGAUUCCUGGAUUACACUUGAGAAUUGACUACAAUGGUGAAGAAGCUGGUGUAGAUGAAGAUCAGAUUGGUGAGUUCGCAUACGAUUAUGUCGAAGUUAGAAGAGAUUUCUUAGACUGGGGUAAUCCAGACGUGAACCCAAACUUGAAUCCUGACCUUCAACAAGAAGAUGUCGAGAAAGAUUCAUCUAGUGGGAACCCAGAACCGGAAAUCAUUCAAGGAAAGGGUGUGGACGGAGCAAUCCAGUCAUCUGCUGGGUCUCAAAUGAUCGAGAAGACUGACUAA